CUGGCCACGCCAGGAGGGCUCAGUCCUGUCCCUGGUCUGUCACCCUUCAUGUGGCAGGGUGAAAAAUGGGCUCCUGUGCUCCUGGAUGCAGCCUUGGCUCUUCCUGCUGCCCUUAGUCUCUGUCACUAAAGGGGGUGGUGUCGGCCUUGGGGUCCCAAGCAAGGGGUGACCACCUUGGCCAUGCCUGGGACUCACCAUCCCUGCUGGAGGUGUUCGGGGAUCAGAGCUUGUCCCUACGGGAUUUGUGGGCAUCACCUUGCUGGCAGCUCUUGCCUCAUCCCUGGCCCAUCCUGCCUGACCUCAUCAGUUCCCACACCAGGGUAACCUGCACGACCCUCUGGGAUCAGGAAAAGCCAUAACAGCUGAGUUUUCAUCAUCAUCAUCAUCAUCAUCAUCAUCAUCAUUGCAAGAGGAGAGGUGAAGACCACUGAUCACAGUCACAGGAUUUGAUGUGGAAUUGCUGGCAUGGGAGCAAUGAGCUGUCCCACCCUUUCUCUGCAGGGUACCUCUCCCAAUUCCAGGGAAUGGGUUGUAAAGGCUUUCCAGCCAGAAAAAAGCAGCAGUGGCCGGUAUGCGGCAGCUCAACCAUGGAAUGCUGACAGCCUGGGGACGGAUGUGACGGAGCCGGGAAGCCGCAACCCCCCAUUCCCCACAUCCACCAUGUCCCACAUCCCACGGGGGGCGGCCAGGAGGGCUCCACCACCUCAUCCCCACCCCGGUCCCUUCCCCUCCCCGCGAUUUGGGGCUAUACAGCAGCACUCACUGAAAGCCCUGCUGGCCGGAACCGUGGAUCCCGAGGGAGCUGUGGAUCCUGAGGGACUGGGUGAGGAGGCCGAGGGUGGCAACACCGAGGGGUCACACUCGGCCAGACGCGCGCCCUUAUGGGCCGGAGAGGCCCCGGGCCCGGACCCGUCUGUGGUCACCAGCACCGGCCUUGCCCGGCCGGCCCAGGCCCUCGGCCUGGCCUUGGGAGGGCUGUUUCUCUCCAGAUCCUGUGUGUCCCCACAGCAGUGCCAGUGGCAUCCUCCAAAAAUUCCUGAGAGUGAGACAGAGCCUUCACCACUUUUGGGGGCAAAGGUGUGCCCAUAAAGCCCAUGAGACACCUUGUCCCCAGCUGUGGCGUCUCCAAGGUGUUUUUGGGGGAAAACCCAGGACUGACAGGUAACUGCUGAUGUCAGGAUCACAUCCAGCAGGAUCAGCAAC
Messenger RNA from Vidua chalybeata, 1203 nucleotides. RefSeq lists its product as uncharacterized. The coding region runs from base 466 to 1089 and encodes 207 amino acids. Lineage: Eukaryota; Metazoa; Chordata; Aves; Passeriformes; Viduidae. The record is from RefSeq and is a predicted model, not a curated record. The transcript is spliced from 3 exons.